CAAUAAACCCCUGCCAAAACCCGCUAGAACCCGCCACGCUCAGAUCCGCAUAGCGCCGCGCCGCCCCCCAGACACACACAAUCCCCACCCUCUCUAGGGUUUUCGUCCCCGCGCCGCCGCGCUCCCAAAUCCACCCCCCGAAGCAACCAUGGCCGGCGGUCCCGCGGCGGUGUCGUUCCUGACCAACAUCGCGAAGGCGGCCGCUGGGCUCGGAAUCGCGGCCUCCCUCACCUCAGCGUCGCUCUACACCGUCGACGGCGGCGAGCGCGCCGUCAUCUUCGACCGGUUCCGCGGGGUGCUCCCGGAGACGGUCGGCGAGGGCACCCAUUUCCUCGUGCCGUGGCUGCAGAAGCCCUUCAUCUUCGACAUCCGCACGCGGCCGCACAACUUCUCCUCCAACUCCGGGACCAAGGACCUGCAGAUGGUCAACCUCACGCUCCGCCUCCUCUCCCGCCCCGACGUCCAGCACCUCCCCACCAUCUUCACCUCCCUCGGCCUCGAGUACGACGACAAGGUGCUCCCCUCCAUCGGCAACGAGGUGCUCAAGGCCGUCGUCGCCCAGUUCAACGCCGACCAGCUCCUCACCGAGCGCCCCCACGUCUCCGCGCUCGUCCGCGACGCGCUCAUCCGCCGCGCCCGCGAGUUCAACAUCAUCCUGGACGACGUCGCCAUCACCCACCUCUCCUACGGUAUCGAGUUCUCCCUGGCCGUUGAGAAGAAGCAGGUCGCGCAGCAGGAGGCCGAGCGCUCCAAGUUCCUCGUCGCCAAGGCGGAGCAGGAGAGGCGGGCGGCCAUCGUGCGCGCCGAGGGAGAGAGCGAGUCCGCGCGCCUCAUCUCUGAGGCCACGGCGAUGGCUGGGACAGGGCUGAUCGAGCUCAGGAGGAUCGAGGCGGCCAAGGAGAUUGCCGCAGAGCUGGCUCGCUCGCCAAAUGUGGCAUACAUUCCUUCUGGGGAAAACGGAAAGAUGCUGCUUGGUCUCAAUGCUGCGGGAUUUGGUCGGUGAUUCACCGUUCUGUUUUAGUUUUGCCUUAUGUGCUUGGGCAUCUGCCUGCUUGUGCUAUGCCGAUGCAUGACUAAAAUGGUGGUUCGAAGGACAGUGGUAUCUGCUACCCUUGGUUAUGUUAAGUUUCCCUUAUCUUGGAACUAAAUGUGUUUUGUCUCGUGCUCCAAAUAAGUGUUUGGUCUUGACUCUGGGCAAGUGGGCAUAUUUUCAAUUGGUAGGGUUAAUGUGACA
This is a messenger RNA of Sorghum bicolor (sorghum), 1234 nucleotides long. Its product is annotated as prohibitin-3, mitochondrial. Bases 149 to 1003 code for a protein of 284 amino acids. NCBI's taxonomy places the organism in Eukaryota, Viridiplantae, Streptophyta, Magnoliopsida, Poales, Poaceae. The transcript has a single exon. The record is from RefSeq and is a predicted model, not a curated record. Gene Ontology annotation, cellular component: membrane; mitochondrion. Gene Ontology annotation, biological process: mitochondrion organization.